Scylla paramamosain (green mud crab) is the source of this 880-nucleotide messenger RNA. RefSeq lists its product as uncharacterized. The transcript has 9 exons. NCBI's taxonomy places the organism in Eukaryota, Metazoa, Arthropoda, Malacostraca, Decapoda, Portunidae. The coding region runs from base 158 to 880 and encodes 240 amino acids. The record is from RefSeq and is a predicted model, not a curated record.
AGCAGUUUAAGGAAAUGACUCGUUGUUGAUCCUGACAGGAUACUACGUUAAAAGCAAGAAAGAACCAUACGCCUAUAUACCUGCCGUGCCGGAUAAAAUUACGGACGACACCAACGUGACUCUCACUAAAAGGAGAGCAGUUGAUCUAUGCGUGGUGAUGAAGAACAGCGAUGUUAAACAGUGGCUCCUCAGAUAUUGUCAUUCUGCUGUCAGGAGAGCAAUCUGCAUGUGGCCAGUGACGUGUCCAGAGGAUUACGAGAAAGUGGGAACCAUAUGCUACAAGCUGAUCGAAUCCCCUUCCCCUGAACCCACCUUCCUGAAAGCUCUCGCCACCUGCAACAAGGAGGGUUCAGGCCUUGCCCACCCGACCACCAUGUCACAGAUUGACGAACUCGCUCUGUUCAUCGCGGAUAAAGUGGACUGGGAUGUCCAUGAUACUGCAGACGUGGCCAUUGGACUAAACGUGGCGUUUGGCGACGCGUCUCUGGGCGACCUGUACGAGAUGUCAGCAGAAGUGCACAGCGCUGUCAACAGAUCAUCAGUGGAGGGAACACAGCACCUCUUCCUCAGCGUGACCCAGAAUGCCUCCUGGGUCCUCGCGCCCACGGACUUCGGCACCACCACCCCAUUUUACGUCUGCGAGUUUCACGGUCCGCUCGGAUGCUGGACAGCUCCGCCUAACUGCAGUUUUAUGAAUAUUCAGCGCAACCUCCGUAAUCGCGCCGUUUUUCAAACUCUUACAUACUCUAUUAGCCUGGCUCUCAAUCCACAGGCCACACUAUUAGCCUGGCUCUCAAUCCACAGGCCACAUAUUAGCCUGGCUCUCAAUCCACAGGCCACACUAUUAGCCUGGCUCUCAAUCCACAGGCCACACUAUUAG